UUUACUCUUACUUUGACACGCCGCUUCUCUUACCCCAUUUGCUCUCCAGAACUCUCUCUCUCUGGAGCUUGAUCUUUGCUGUCGACGAUGUUGUUUUCUCGGAUUUCGAGGAUUCAGAGAACCAGCUUGAAUGGGUGUCGGUGGCUUCUCUCUCACCGACCGGACUACCGUCACCAGUUCUUUCGCUCCGAGAGUCCUCCCUCUUGUACAGAUUCUACUACUCAAAAGGUUUUGGGUUAUAGAGAAAUUUUUUCCUGGGGCUUGCCUGCCUUGCACGGUUUUAGACAUAAAAUCCAUCAUCAGAGCAGCUCCAUAGUUGAGGAACAAGAAGAUCCAUUUUCCCUUGUUGCUGACGAACUAUCACUUGUUGCUAACAGACUACGGUCGAUGGUAGUUGCUGAGGUCCCUAAGCUUGCAUCAGCUGCUGAGUACUUCUUCAAAAUGGGGGUGGAAGGAAAGAGAUUUCGUCCCACGGUUUUAUUAUUGAUGGCAACAGCUUUGAAUGUGUCUAUACCACAACCAUUUCCCAGUGAGCCAGUAGAUGCUUUUGCAAAGGAACUACGUGCGAGACAACAAUGUAUAGCUGAGAUCACAGAGAUGAUUCAUGUGGCAAGCCUUCUACAUGAUGAUGUCUUGGAUGAUGCAGAUACAAGACGUGGUAUCGGUUCAUUAAAUUUUGUAAUGGGCAACAAGUUAGCAGUAUUAUCAGGAGAUUUUCUGCUCUCUCGAGCUUGUGUGGCACUUGCAUCAUUGAAAAACACGGAGGUUGUAUCAUUACUGGCAAAAGUUGUCGAGCAUCUUGUAACGGGUGAAACCAUGCAAAUGACUACAACAUCUGAACAACGUUGUAGCAUGGAAUAUUACAUGCAGAAAACGUACUACAAGACAGCAUCAUUAAUUUCCAACAGCUGCAAGGCGAUUGCCCUUCUUGCUGGGCAGACUGCAGAAGUGGCAAUGUUGGCUUAUGAGUAUGGCAGAAAUCUGGGAUUGGCAUAUCAAUUGAUAGAUGAUGUUCUUGAUUUCACGGGCACAUCAGCUUCCCUUGGAAAGGGUUCUUUAUCUGAUAUCCGCCUUGGAAUUAUUACUGCUCCAAUACUGUUUGCCAUGGAAGAGUUUCCUCAAUUGCUUGUAGUUGUUGAGCGGGGCUUUGACGACCCUGCAAAUGUUGAUCUUGCUCUUGAGUACCUUGGGAAGAGUCGUGGAAUACAGAGAACGAGGGAGCUUGCCAUGAAGCAUGCCAACCUUGCUGCAGAAGCAAUUGAUUCUCUACCUGAGAGCGACGAUGAGGACGUCAGAAAAUCAAGGCGCGCGCUCGUAGAUCUCACUCAAAGAGUGAUUACAAGAACCAAGUGACAGACGAGAGUUGUAAUCCACAGCAUAACAACACAUUUUACGUUUUCUGUCAUUGUUUCUGUAAUGUGAGGAAUAAUGGCCCUUGUUGAUGACCAUAUUCUUUCUACCAGUCCAAUGUUGCUUUUCAAUAAUUUCUGAAAAGCACUCUUUUCUUGUAAAUUAAACUCAAAUGUGGAGUAAGGAUAACACAUAAGUGAUCAUCUAGAAUCUCCUCAAAUUAUGUACCCCGAGUUUAGUUGUUUUACAAUGUGACUUGGUUGCUUUUAUCUUAAGUUAAACUUUUCAUUAUUA
Molecule: messenger RNA, 1644 nt
Organism: Alnus glutinosa
Lineage: Eukaryota; Viridiplantae; Streptophyta; Magnoliopsida; Fagales; Betulaceae
Product: solanesyl diphosphate synthase 3, chloroplastic/mitochondrial
Exons: 12
Coding region: 88-1353 (421 amino acids)
Biological process (GO): ubiquinone biosynthetic process; isoprenoid biosynthetic process
Cellular component (GO): transferase complex
Molecular function (GO): prenyltransferase activity
Source: RefSeq, a predicted model, not a curated record